AGAAAUACGCAGCUAGGGUGCGGUGUGCUCAGCGAGAGGGAGGCUCGAGGCGCGACGCAUGGCGCAACUGCGAGCAAUACGGGCUUUACGGGAAGGCUAACCAAUGGCGGGCAGCACCGAGCACAUGUAGGCAGACAACGGCGCGACAUCAGAGAGAUGAAAUGGGAACAUGUUCCGUUGCUGUACAUACUGGGACUCGAAAAGGCAACUAGUCACCCUCUUGUCUGGCACAUCGACUGGCGAGUUGGGCGUCUGACUACACUGUAG
Molecule: messenger RNA, 267 nt
Organism: Colletotrichum orchidophilum
Lineage: Eukaryota; Fungi; Ascomycota; Sordariomycetes; Glomerellales; Glomerellaceae
Exons: 1
Source: RefSeq, a predicted model, not a curated record